Candoia aspera is the source of this 6090-nucleotide messenger RNA. RefSeq names its product teashirt zinc finger homeobox 1 (gene TSHZ1). The record is from RefSeq and is a predicted model, not a curated record. Gene Ontology annotation, molecular function: DNA-binding transcription factor activity, RNA polymerase II-specific; DNA binding. Gene Ontology annotation, cellular component: nucleus. Gene Ontology annotation, biological process: regulation of transcription by RNA polymerase II. The transcript is spliced from 2 exons. NCBI's taxonomy places the organism in Eukaryota, Metazoa, Chordata, Lepidosauria, Squamata, Candoiidae. Bases 1502 to 4738 code for a protein of 1078 amino acids.
UGUGUGCUAUAUUUCAGUGAAAAGAGAAGAGAGGGAGAGUGGAUCUCUCUCUCCUAGGAGUUUAAACGGGGGGGGGGAUAGGUCACGUUAAUCUCUCCCACCCUGUGAAUGUCUCGGCUUCUCUCUCGACCCCCCCACCUUUCACACACUAUCUCUGGGGGUUGCCUGAUGGGGGCUUUUGUUUAUUUUCUGUUGAAGAUCGAGAUCAACUAUAAAUAAUAAUCCCUGUUAAAACGUGUUUGCGUUAUUCUAGUAUCAGAAGAAACUGCGAUUUUUGAAGAAAGAGAGAGAGAGGGAGGGAAGCAAGGCAUUAAAGUAAUCCUCUUCGGUGGUGCCACUGUUUGAUCUGUGACUCUUUGGAAGGUGGAGGAGUGACUGACAUUUCCCAUCCGGUGUGAUCAGCAUGUAUGGGGGCUUUACUCCUUUUUACUGUUUGCUUUCUUGAUGAGACCAAGUGAUGGGAGGAGAAGGAAAGACUGGAUCGACCUCGUUUUCUGCACAAUGAAAAAGCUAUUAUCAGCGCAAUAAAAACCAGCAUCGCCCAAAUCCACGAGCUUUUUUGAAACAAGCCAGCGAGCGAGAAAGUUGCGCUUUGAGACUCUUUGAUCUCGGAGAAAGGCUUGCCGGGGGGCUGGGGAGGCAGCCGAGAGGAAGAGGGUUGAAUUCAAGCGUCUCUCCGUUUGCUGUUUGCUCCAUUCUCCCCCAAGACGACGGCGAAGAAGUAAUUAAGAAAGGGUGGAGGGAGAAGAAGGAGACCGGGAGGGGAAAACGCCGGAUCAACUAAACGGAUUUGGGCUGCGCGUCGCCGGAGCGAGCCAACCCCUCCGACUUGUCCACCUCCUCCCGCUCGCAUCUUCGGCAGAGGGACCGUGGCGCGAGGCGAGCGAGCUUUGUUUGGUCUCCGAAGUAACUUUUUCAAACAGCCACGGAAAAGAAGGGAGGAGGAAAGCCCCAAGGGCGUGUGUACGCGCGCGUUGGAGGGGGGCGCGGGAAGGUCAGAAAUCAACCUUGUAAAUGAAAACAUUGCCUCCGCGAGUUUUUGGCGUGGCGACGGCGGCGGCGCUUGGCAUCCCCGCGCCCGGUCCGGGGGCAGCCGCAUCCCAGCAGCACCGCCUGCCCCCCCUUUUCAACCUCUGCUCCCCGUUGGCGUCGCCAGGAGUUGACCCGGGAGAAGGACACCCAACGAGCCGCCAGCAUCGAGCAGCGAACCCGCGCAAACUUUUCGCCCACUCCCCUCCUUCCCCUUCCCCCGCCCCUCCCGCCGGCUCUUCCCAAGCGGAAUUGGAAGUGGAAGAAGCCCUUUGGCUGCUCAGUUUCCCCAUCCCUUCCUCCCACCCCCAUUUUUGUUAGUGUUGUGUGUGUGUUUGUUUCUGCAUGAAAAGAGUGGGGAUUGGAAGAGUCCUGUGCGGAAACUCUCCAGCGGCGGCUGAGGGAGGAGGAGGUGGAGGUGGAGGAGGAGGAGGAGGAGGAGGGCGGCUGAAGAGACGGCGGCAACACCAGCAUGCCGAGGAGAAAGCAGCAAGCUCCCCGGCGCUCUGCAGCUUAUGUUCCUGAAGAAGAACUGAAAGCAGCAGAAAUUGAUGAAGAAAGUGGGGAGGAUGAUGGGCUACCUCUGGACAUCCAGGAAACUGAGUACAUGUGCAAUGAUGAAACAGAGAUCAAAGAGGCUCAGAGUUAUCAGAACUCUCCAGUCAGCACAGCAACAAAUCAAGAUGCAGGUUAUGGUUCACCAUUCAGUGAAAACAGUGACCAGCUGGCCCAUUUCAAAAGCACUUCCUCUAAAGAAGAGAGAGAAGAUCGCAAGUGCUUGGACAAUGCUUCCUAUCCACAGGACAGCUUAGCACAAAUCAAAGCUGUGUAUGCAAAUUUACUGUCAGAAUCUUGUUGGUCCGGUUUAGCUUUAGAUUUAAAAAAAUCAAAGAAUAAUGAAAACAGCCAGAAGGAAAACACCACUAACAGCAAUGCUAGUAUCAAUACCCCAAGUACAAGUGCCAGUACCAGUACCAACACUACUACCACUACAAGUAUCAGUAGUACUAGUACUAGUAACAGUAGCAGUGGUGGUUCAGGUUAUGACUGGCAUCAAGCGGCUUUGGCCAAAACUCUGCAACAGACCUCAUCGUAUGGACUUCUACCGGAACCUAGUCUGUUCAGCACAGUGCAACUUUACCGGCAAAACAAUAAACUGUAUGGCUCUGUGUUCACUGGUGCGAGUAAAUUCCGGUGCAAAGACUGUAGUGCAGCGUAUGAUACACUGGUAGAGCUUACAGUGCACAUGAAUGAAACUGGACAUUACCGGGAUGACAACCAAGAUAAAGAAUCUGAAAAAACCAAACGGUGGUCAAAGCCCAGAAAGCGAUCACUUAUGGAAAUGGAAGGCAAAGAGGAUGCCCAGAAAGUACUAAAGUGUAUGUAUUGUGGUCAUUCAUUUGAAUCUUUACAAGACUUGAGUGUCCAUAUGAUAAAAACAAAGCAUUACCAGAAAGUGCCUCUGAAGGAACCAGUACCAGCCAUCACCAAACUGGUGCCUUCUACCAAAAAGCGAGCACUUCAGGACUUGGCUUCACCUUGCUCACCUGAGCCAACAGCAAUCAUGUCAGAGACCACACUCAGUGAAGCAGCAAAGGAUCAGAAAACUGCCAAUCCGUAUGUAACUCCCAAUAAUCGCUAUGGCUAUCAAAAUGGUGCUAGCUACACAUGGCAGUUUGAGGCCCGCAAAGCUCAGAUACUAAAAUGCAUGGAAUGUGGCAGCUCUCAUGACACUUUGCAGCAGCUUACUGCUCACAUGAUGGUCACAGGACAUUUUUUGAAAGUAACAAAUUCUGCCUCCAAGAAAGGAAAACAGCUAGUAUUGGACCCUGUGGUAGAAGAAAAGAUACAGUCCAUACCUUUGCCACCUACAACUCACACAAGAUUACCAGCCACAAAUAUUAAAAAGCAGCCAGAUUCACCUGCUGGAUCUACAACUUCUGAAGAAAAGAAGGAGCCAGAAAAGGAAAAGGUGAUUGUUACUGAAACAGACAAAAAAAUUAAAGAAGAAAAUGAGGAUUCUGCAGAAAAAUUUGAGCCAACAACUGUAUACCAGUACCUCAGAGAAGAGGAUCUAGAUGAAAGUCCAAAAGGUGGAAUAGACAUAUUGAAAUCUCUGGAGAACACAGUGACCACAGCUAUAAGCAAAGCUCAGAAUGGAGCACCUUCCUGGGGAGGCUACCCUAGCAUUCAUGCAGCUUAUCAGCUUCCAGGAACUGUUAAAUCCAUUCAGCCAACUGUGCAGAGUGUUCAGAUUCAGCCAUCAUAUGCUAGCAGUGUAAAGUCCUUGUCUUCAGAACACAAUGCACUGAUCCAUUCCCCAGGCAACCUGACACCCCCUCCUCAUAAAAGUAAUGUCUCUGCCAUGGAAGAGCUAGUGGAGAAGGUCACAGGCAAAAUCAAUAUUAAAAAAGAAGAAAAGCCUUCAGAGAAAGAAAAAUGUUCUCCGGUCAAGCCAUUGUCCCCUGCUCCUAAGGAGAACAAAGACUUUCCAAAAUCAGAGGAAAGCAACAAGCAACAGCAACUACAUCAGCAGCCACAGCAGCAAAAACAGAGUCCUGAAGCUGAGGUUCAGAAGGUCAAAAAGGAUGGUCUAACUGACCCUCAUGCACUUAAUGGUACUGAACUACCUAAAGCAAAAGUCACAAAUGGCUGUAAUAACUUGGGUAUCAUUACAGACCAUUCACCAGAGCAAUCAUUCAUUAACCCACUGAGUGCUUUGCAAUCCAUCAUGAAUACCCACUUAGGCAAAGUGUCUAAUCCCGUAAGUCCUUCUUUGGAUCCUUUGGCCAUGUUAUAUAAAAUUAGUAACAGUAUGUUGGACAAACCUAUUUACCCCACAACUCCGGCCAAGCAGGCUGAGGCUAUUGACCGGUACUAUUAUGAGAACAGUGAUCAGCCUAUUGAUUUAACAAAGUCCAAAAACAAACCACUGAUUUCCAGUGUGACUGACUCUGUCUCAUCUCCUUUAAGAGAAAGCGCCCUAAUGGAUAUUUCUGACAUGGUAAAAAACCUCACAGGGCGCUUGACUCCCAAAUCUUCGACUCCAUCUUCUGUGUCAGAAAAAUCUGAUGCAGAUGGAAGUAGCUUUGAAGAGGCUUUGGAUGAACUGUCUCCAGUACACAAGAGGAAGGGUAGGCAGUCAAACUGGAACCCUCAGCAUCUUCUUAUCCUUCAAGCCCAGUUUGCUUCCAGUUUGAGGGAAACACCUGAAGGCAAAUAUAUUAUGUCGGACCUAGGACCACAAGAGCGGGUUCAUAUCUCGAAGUUUACUGGUCUUUCCAUGACCACGAUUAGCCACUGGCUGGCCAAUGUGAAGUAUCAGUUAAGGAGGACAGGUGGAACUAAGUUUUUAAAGAAUUUGGAUACAGGUCAUCCUGUUUUCUUUUGCAAUGAUUGUGCCUCUCAAUUCAGGACUGCUUCCACAUACAUAAGUCACUUGGAGACACAUUUAGGGUUCAGUUUGAAGGAUCUGUCCAAAUUGCCACUUAAUCAGAUACAAGAACAGCAGAAUGUUUCCAAGGUCCUCUCAAAUAAGACUUUAGGCUCACUUGGAAUUGCCGAGGAGGACUCAGGCUCCACAUUCCAGUGUAAGCUCUGUAAUCGAACUUUUGCAAGCAAGCAUGCAGUAAAACUGCACCUUAGUAAAACCCAUGGGAAGUCCCCCGAGGACCAUCUGAUCUAUGUAACUGAGUUAGAAAAACAUUAGCGUCCAGGUAAGCAACCAGGUAUGCAAGUGACCACAGGAACAUUGCACUAAACUUCAUAGUACUGCACUAGGCCUGACCUGAGCCUCUGAAAUCAGUCUUACUUUUGUUGCUGAACUGCCUGUCUGGAGCUUGGUUUUUCUUACAUACGUUUUGUAGUUAUAUUUAUAUGCUCUCUGUCUGAUCUGUGCAUGUUUUUAAAACCUUUUUUUCCUUCCCCCCCCCCUCUUUUUCUGUGAGUCAAAGUCUGACCUUUAUUUUCAACAUCUGUCCUUGAUGUUAAGCUAUCUUUUGUAGACUAUAGUGGGAGACACUAUUGAGAGACAUUAAUUUAGCGGUAAAGAAAGACACAAAGAACAAUAACAAAAAGGCAUUCUAAAAUUACAAAGUUGCCAUGACAAUAAAGGUCACAGAACCCUGUAGUGUCAGUUUUUAACCCUCUGAGGACUAUAAUAGUAUUCUGUGCCUUUCCCAAAAGAAGGUGUGUUUUUUAAAAAGGCAUUUCAUCCUAAUACAACUGGGUCAAAUUCACGUACAUUUAAUAGAUUUUCGAAUGUCAAAAAGCCUUUUUUUUAAUGCAGUCUGAUUUGCGAAGAAAAGAUGCAUGCCAUUCUUGAAUAAUGAUAAAAAGUGAUCAAGUGCUCAAGGAGUUAGAGAACCACAACCCAUGUUUAAAAAAAUAAAAAUAACAAACCAAUUUGCCACUAUGCCCAAACCCUCUGAAUGCUGAACAUUGCCACUUGAAUGGCAUAAAAAGUAUGCAAGUUAUUUAAAAAAAAUGUAAAAAUGCUAUUUCUUUUUCCUGUAAGAUACUGCAGUUUAUAGUUAUUUACAAAUGUAAGCUUUGGUACAAGCUGACCUUUCUAUAGUGUGCUGCAUUGGUACAUGAAAAUGAAACAAAACAACAAAAAAAAUGGGGCAAGUGUUGGAUUCUGUUCCUUGUAAAUUGCCAGCAUCAGCUUAGGUUAAAAAAAAAGUACGUGUUGCAUAUUGUACCAUUUUAAAUUGUUCAACUUCCUUUGUACCUUCUGGCUGUAUGCUUUCUCUCUUAACUUUUUAUAUUGUCAUUUUAUAUUCAAUUUCUGUGUAUAUAAUGUAAAAACAUACUUUUUUGAAUAAAAUUGAGUUCCUGCAGCUUGAGUUAAAUAGAGAAAUUUUACUGGCACCUGCAUCUUCCCAGAUGCAUGUACUCAAAGGAGCUAUCUGACAAAAUAAAUAAAAAAUAAAGCAAACAAUGCACUAUGAAUUAUACAUUUUGAUGUUUUAUCAUUAAUAUUGUACAGUACCUUUUUGGUUCACGCAAUGAAAUCCACUGUUUUCUCAAAUGUAAAAUAAACCCACAUGCAGUUCUUGA